Molecule: messenger RNA, 2406 nt
Organism: Penicillium angulare
Lineage: Eukaryota; Fungi; Ascomycota; Eurotiomycetes; Eurotiales; Aspergillaceae
Product: Dehydrogenase E1 component
Exons: 3
Coding region: 1-2406 (801 amino acids)
Biological process (GO): tricarboxylic acid cycle
Cellular component (GO): mitochondrion; oxoglutarate dehydrogenase complex
Molecular function (GO): oxoglutarate dehydrogenase (succinyl-transferring) activity; thiamine pyrophosphate binding
Source: RefSeq, a predicted model, not a curated record
AUGACUAUUCGUGAAAUUAUUGGAAGCUGCGAAAGCAUAUACUGCAACUCAAUUGGAGCCGAGUACGAUCAUGUUUCUACACGCAAAGAACGUGAGUGGAUCCGCCAGCGUCUGGAGACAAAAGGUUCGUAUCAAAUCUCUCUUGAAGAGAAGAAGCGGAUCCUCGAUACGCUUGUAUCGACGACUGUCUUUGAAGAGUUCUUGUCAGCCAAAUUCCCUAAUGCGAAAAGGUUCAGUAUUGAGGGUAUUGAAAACCAAGUGCCGGCCUUGGAAGCAAUAAUUGACGCUAGCGCUGAAAAUGGCGUUCAGGAUAUUGUGUUUCCAUGCUGUCAUCGAGGCAAGUUGAACGUUCUUAGCAACAUUGGGCGAAAGCCGAAUGAGUUGAUCUUCAGCGAGUUCUCUCUUGAGUCUGAAUCGCGACACAACAUUCCCGGAGACGUCAAGUAUCACCUUGGCAUUAACUACGAGCGCAAAACACCGACUGGAAAAAGGUCAAUCUCUCGAUUCUUCCAAAUCCAUCUCACCUCGAGUCUCAGAACACGCUUGGCCAGGGAAUGGCUCGAGCUCCAUACCGACGCUUCCUUCUCAGGUCAGGGUGUAAUUUAUGAAACUAUGGGUCUGUCAGGGUUGAAAUUUUAUGAGACUGGUGGAACGGUUCAUUUGAUCAUAAACAACCAAGUCGGUUUCACCACGGACGCCGAGUCUGCGCGGUCAUCGCCUUAUGCCUCGGACAUUGCGAAAACCAUAGAUGCCCCUGUUUUCCAUGUCAAUGCUGACGAUGUGGAAGCUUCAGUCUUUGUUUGUAAAUUGGCAGCUGAUUAUCGUGCCCAGUUUGGAAAGGACUGCUGGGUUGACAUGAUCUGCUAUCGAAAGCAUGGCCAUAAUGAGAUGGAUCAACCUUUCUUCACCCAGCCUUUGAUGUACGAACAAAUCAAGAACAAAACACCUCAUUUGGAGCUUUAUGUUCAAAGGCUGAGUCAAGACGGACUUGUGACUUUUGAAGAGGUGAAGAAAAUGAAAGAAAGGGUCUGGAGAGAACUGACGGAGAGUCUGGAAAAUAGCAAUUCUCCACAAGCUAUUGAUCGCGAAUAUCUUAUGGAACCGUGGGGGGAUAUGAAGAGUCCCUCAGAGGUUUCCCAACAAAUUCUUCCCGAAAAGUCAACAGCGAUCACGCAAGGCGCGAUAGAUUCUGUUGCACGGGAACUGGGAGUUCCGGCAAAUCCAUUUGAAGUCCACAGCAGUUUGAAGCGCAUUCUUAAGAAGCGACAGCAGAGCCUGGUUGAAGGUCAGGAUAUAGACUGGGCUACUGCCGAGGCUCUAGCUAUGGGUAGUCUAUGUCUGGAAGGGAAUCAUGUCCGCAUCUCCGGUCAAGACGUUGAGCGUGGUACUUUCUCUCAACGACAUGCCGUGCUGCAUGACCAGAAGACCGGCUCAAAAUACAUACCCCUCAACAAUCUUGACGAUUCACAAGCCGAAUUUACCAUCGGUAACUCUUCGCUGAGUGAGUACGGCGUAAUGGGAUUUGAUUACGGCUAUUCUUGCAUGUAUCCCGACGCAUUAGUAAUGUGGGAGGCCCAGUUUGGAGACUUUGCCAAUAAUGCUCAGUGCAUCAUUGAUCAGUUUAUCUCUUCUGCUGAGAGCAAAUGGCUUCUCAGAAGUGGCUUAGUUUUAUCUUUGCCGCAUGGGUUUGAUGGACAAGGAUCAGAGCACUCCUCGGCUCGCAUGGAACGCUUUUUGCAACUAUGUAGUGAGGACGGUCGCAACUUUCCGACAGCCCAGCAAGUUGAACGAAAGUAUCAAGACGCCAAUAUGCAAGUAGUCUACAUGACCACACCAUCCAAUCUCUUCCAUGUUUUGAGACGACAAGUGCAUCGCGAAUUCCGAAAACCCUUGAUUUUACUUUUUUCAAAAUCACUUCUCCGAAAUUCAUUGGUCAAGUCUUCUGCUGCCGACUUCAUCGGAGACACUCGAUUCCAGCCGCUCAUUGCAGAUUCGGCAAUCGGCAAUUCAAUUAACAAGCCAUCCGAGAUCAAGAGAAUAAUCUACUGCAGCGGACAGGUAUAUUUCACGCUCUCCAAAUAUCGUGAUACAUAUGGAGUUACAGAUACCGCCAUCACCCGUCUUGAAGAGUUAUAUCCUUUCCCUUGGCAGGAAGUGAAUGACGAUCUUGCCCAAUACCCCAAUGUGACAGAUGUAGUCUGGUGUCAGGAAGAGCCGUUGAACGGUGGGCCGUGGGAGUUUGUAAGACAGCGACUGGAAACCGUUUUUGAUAAUAUGGACGCACACAAGGGUCUCGGAGUGCGAUAUGCAGGUCGAAAUGCUACCCCAAGCGUUGCAACGGGAUUUGCGAAGGAGCAUCGAGCACAGGAGGCAGCUUUAUUGAGAGAAGCUUUUCAAGUCUCAUGA